Cetraspora pellucida is the source of this 138-nucleotide messenger RNA. The record is from the annotation of a GenBank genome assembly. Lineage: Eukaryota; Fungi; Glomeromycota; Glomeromycetes; Diversisporales; Gigasporaceae.
AUGCUCAAAAUCUGUGAAUCAGUAGUGCAGUGUUUAGCACUUUUAGAUUAUAUUUACAAGAUUACUAAUUCAAUUCCAACUGAAAGAUUUCCUAUUUCUAUUUCUGAACAAGAAUACUACAACAAACAAGUUGCAUAA